AUGUCGAUCUCAGAGGAGCUAGCGGCGUCGCUGGGAGUGGCUCCCUCCCUGAUCACCCUCCUGCUCUGCCUCUUCUCGUCCAUCCCCGCGGCUCUGGUCGUGCGCUUCUUCCCGGGUCCCACGCUGAAGCAUCUCUACAGCAUUGCCGCCGGAGGGGCUCUCUGCUGGGUGGCGUAUGGCGGCCUUCACGGCAAGUCUCAUAACCCUCUGUGGUACCUAGCAGCAUACGCGUGUUCCAUUUCAGUGGUUCUCGUCGCAACGAGCCUCAACUUCUGGGGCCUCACCCUCGCGUCGUACGCGCUCAUGCUCGUCCUUCCUCGCAAGUGGAGCGGCUACGGCGUGCUCUUUGGCUCCUUCACCUACCUCACCUACUGUCACAUAAGCAACCUGGGAGCGGACGUGUGGAGGCAGGGAGGCGUGGACUUCACGGGCACACUCAUGGUGUUCACGCUUAAGAUCUCUGGGUGCGCCAUGGACUACCAGGACGGCGCACUGCCAGAGGACAAGGCACAGCACCGCAUGUACAGCAACAGGCUGGUGCGGCUCUCUCGGGACAUGCAACAGUCCACUCACAUUCUUCUCCUCUUCCCCCUCGCGUCCACCAGGCGCAGCACCGCAUGUACAGCAACAGGCUGCCACGCCUGUUCACCACAUGAUGACUCCUCUUCCUCUCUUCCUCCGUCCUUCCGCCCGUCUCCGCCCCCAGACGCAGCGCCGCAUGUGCAGCAACAGGCUGCCACGGCUCUUUCGGGAUGCACGCAACACUCCACCCACAUCCUUCUACUCCACCCCCUUCUCUCCUCCCCCCAGGCGCAGCGCCGCACGUACAGCAACAGGCUGGCGCGGCUGCCGUCGGUGGUGGAGUUUGUGUCGUUCGUGUUCUUCCCAGGCGCCGCGCUGGUGGGACCCGUGUUCAACCUCAAGCAGUACCAGGCUUAUGCCGCUGGGCAAGGGUGUCUCCGGUCCCCUGUCUGUCCUUGGACUCCCCACUCCUGCGCCCCCUGUACCCCGUACCUGCAACCCUGUCUUCUGUACCUGCAACCCUGCUUCUGUACCUGCAACCCUGUCUUCUGUACCUGCAACCCUGUCUUCUGUACCUGCAACCCUGUCUUCUGUACCUGCAACCCUGUCUUCUGUACCUGCAACCCUGUCUUCUGUACCUGCAACCCUGUCUUCUGUACCUGCAACCCUGUCUUCUGUACCUGCAACCCUGUCUUCUGUACCUGCAACCCUGUCUUCUGUACCUGCAACCCUGUCUUCUGUACCUGCAACCCUGUCUUCUGUACCUGCAACCCUGUCUUCUGUACCUGCAACCCUGUCUUCUGUACCUGCAACCCUGUCUUCUGGUUAACCUUGCAACCCUGUCUUCUGUACCUGCAAACCCUGUCUUCUGUACCUGCAAACCCUGUCUUCUGUACCUGCAAACCCUGUCUUCUGUACCUGCAACCCUGUCUUCUGUACCUGCAACCCUGUCUUCUGUACCUGCAACCCUGUCUUCUGUACCUGCAACCCUGUCUUCUGUACCUGCAACCCUGUCUUCUGUACCUGCAACCCUGUCUUCUGUACCUGCAACCCUGUCUUCUGUACCUGCAACCCUGUCUUCUGUACCUGCAACCCUGUCUUCUGUACCUGCAACCCUGUCUUCUGUACCUGCAACCCUGUCUUCUGUACCUGCAACCCUGUCUUCUGUACCUGCAACCCUGUCUUCUGUACCUGCAACCCUGUCUUCUGUACCUGCAACCCUGUCUUCUGUACCUGCAACCCUGUCUUCUGUACCUGCAACCCUGUCUUCUGUACCUGCAACCCUGUCUUCUGUACCUGCAACCCUGUCUUCUGUACCUGCAACCCUGUCUUCUGUACCUGCAACCCUGUCUUCUGUACCUGCAACCCUGUCUUCUGUACCUGCAACCCUGUCUUCUGUACCUGCAACCCUGUCUUCUGUACCUGCAACCCUGUCUUCUGUACCUGCAACCCUGUCUUCUGUACCUGCAACCCUGUCUUCUGUACCUGCAACCCUGUCUUCUGUACCUGCAACCCUGUCUUCUGUACCUGCAACCCUGUCUUCUGUACCUGCAACCCUGUCUUCUGUACCUGCAACCCUGUCUUCUGUACCUGCAACCCUGUCUUCUGUACCUGCAACCCUGUCUUCUGUACCUGCAACCCUGUCUUCUGUACCUGCAACCCUGUCUUCUGUACCUGCAACCCUGUCUUCUGUACCUGCAACCCUGUCUUCUGUACCUGCAACCCUGUCUUCUGUACCUGCAACCCUGUCUUCUGUACCUGCAACCCUGUCUUCUGUACCUGCAACCCUGUCUUCUGUACCUGCAACCCUGUCUUCUGUACCUGCAACCCUGUCUUCUGUACCUGCAACCCUGUCUUCUGUACCUGCAACCCUGUCUUCUGUACCUGCAACCCUGUCUUCUGUACCUGCAACCCUGUCUUCUGUACCUGCAACCCUGUCUUCUGUACCUGCAACCCUGUCUUCUGUACCUGCAACCCUGUCUUCUGUACCUGCAACCCUGUCUUCUGUACCUGCAACCCUGUCUUCUGUACCUGCAACCCUGUCUUCUGUACCUGCAACCCUGUCUUCUGUACCUGCAACCCUGUCUUCUGUACCUGCAACCCUGUCUUCUGUACCUGCAACCCUGUCUUCUGUACCUGCAACCCUGUCUUCUGUACCUGCAACCCUGUCUUCUGUACCUGCAACCCUGUCUUCUGUACCUGCAACCCUGUCUUCUGUACCUGCAACCCUGUCUUCUGUACCUGCAACCCUGUCUUCUGUACCUGCAACCCUGUCUUCUGUACCUGCAACCCUGUCUUCUGUACCUGCAACCCUGUCUUCUGUACCUGCAACCCUGUCUUCUGUACCUGCAACCCUGUCUUCUGUACCUGCAACCCUGUCUUCUGUACCUGCAACCCUGUCUUCUGUACCUGCAACCCUGUCUUCUGUACCUGCAACCCUGUCUUCUGUACCUGCAACCCUGUCUUCUGUACCUGCAACCCUGUCUUCUGUACCUGCAACCCUGUCUUCUGUACCUGCAACCCUGUCUUCUGUACCUGCAACCCUGUCUUCUGUACCUGCAACCCUGUCUUCUGUACCUGCAACCCUGUCUUCUGUACCUGCAACCCUGUCUUCUGUACCUGCAACCCUGUCUUCUGUACCUGCAACCCUGUCUUCUGUACCUGCAACCCUGUCUUCUGUACCUGCAACCCUGUCUUCUGUACCUGCAACCCUGUCUUCUGUACCUGCAACCCUGUCUUCUGUACCUGCAACCCUGUCUUCUGUACCUGCAACCCUGUCUUCUGUACCUGCAACCCUGUCUUCUGUACCUGCAACCCUGUCUUCUGUACCUGCAACCCUGUCUUCUGUACCUGCAACCCUGUCUUCUGUACCUGCAACCCUGUCUUCUGUACCUGCAACCCUGUCUUCUGUACCUGCAACCCUGUCUUCUGUACCUGCAACCCUGUCUUCUGUACCUGCAACCCUGUCUUCUGUACCUGCAACCCUGUCUUCUGUACCUGCAACCCUGUCUUCUGUACCUGCAACCCUGUCUUCUGUACCUGCAACCCUGUCUUCUGUACCUGCAACCCUGUCUUCUGUACCUGCAACCCUGUCUUCUGUACCUGCAACCCUGUCUUCUGUACCUGCAACCCUGUCUUCUGUACCUGCAACCCUGUCUUCUGUACCUGCAACCCUGUCUUCUGUACCUGCAACCCUGUCUUCUGUACCUGCAACCCUGUCUUCUGUACCUGCAACCCUGUCUUCUGUACCUGCAACCCUGUCUUCUGUACCUGCAACCCUGUCUUCUGUACCUGCAACCCUGUCUUCUGUACCUGCAACCCUGUCUUCUGUACCUGCAACCCUGUCUUCUGUACCUGCAACCCUGUCUUCUGUACCUGCAACCCUGUCUUCUGUACCUGCAACCCUGUCUUCUGUACCUGCAACCCUGUCUUCUGUACCUGCAACCCUGUCUUCUGUACCUGCAACCCUGUCUUCUGUACCUGCAACCCUGUCUUCUGUACCUGCAACCCUGUCUUCUGUACCUGCAACCCUGUCUUCUGUACCUGCAACCCUGUCUUCUGUACCUGCAACCCUGUCUUCUGUACCUGCAACCCUGUCUUCUGUACCUGCAACCCUGUCUUCUGUACCUGCAACCCUGUCUUCUGUACCUGCAACCCUGUCUUCUGUACCUGCAACCCUGUCUUCUGUACCUGCAACCCUGUCUUCUGUACCUGCAACCCUGUCUUCUGUACCUGCAACCCUGUCUUCUGUACCUGCAACCCUGUCUUCUGUACCUGCAACCCUGUCUUCUGUACCUGCAACCCUGUCUUCUGUACCUGCAACCCUGUCUUCUGUACCUGCAACCCUGUCUUCUGUACCUGCAACCCUGUCUUCUGUACCUGCAACCCUGUCUUCUGUACCUGCAACCCUGUCUUCUGUACCUGCAACCCUGUCUUCUGUACCUGCAACCCUGUCUUCUGUACCUGCAACCCUGUCUUCUGUACCUGCAACCCUGUCUUCUGUACCUGCAACCCUGUCUUCUGUACCUGCAACCCUGUCUUCUGUACCUGCAACCCUGUCUUCUGUACCUGCAACCCUGUCUUCUGUACCUGCAACCCUGUCUUCUGUACCUGCAACCCUGUCUUCUGUACCUGCAACCCUGUCUUCUGUACCUGCAACCCUGUCUUCUGUACCUGCAACCCUGUCUUCUGUACCUGCAACCCUGUCUUCUGUACCUGCAACCCUGUCUUCUGUACCUGCAACCCUGUCUUCUGUACCUGCAACCCUGUCUUCUGUACCUGCAACCCUGUCUUCUGUACCUGCAACCCUGUCUUCUGUACCUGCAACCCUGUCUUCUGUACCUGCAACCCUGUCUUCUGUACCUGCAACCCUGUCUUCUGUACCUGCAACCCUGUCUUCUGUACCUGCAACCCUGUCUUCUGUACCUGCAACCCUGUCUUCUGUACCUGCAACCCUGUAUUCUGUACCUGCAACCCUGUAUUCUGUACCUGCAACCCUGUAUUCUGUACCUGCAACCCUGUAUUCUGUACCUGCAACCCUGUAUUCUGUACCUGCAACCCUGUAUUCUGUACCUGCAACCCUGUAUUCUGUACCUGCAACCCUGUAUUCUGUACCUGCAACCCUGUAUUCUGUACCUGCAACCCUGUAUUCUGUACCUGCAACCCUGUAUUCUGUACCUGCAACCCUGUAUUCUGUACCUGCAACCCUGUAUUCUGUACCUGCAACCCUGUAUUCUGUACCUGCAACCCUGUAUUCUGUACCUGCAACCCUGUAUUCUGUACCUGCAACCCUGUAUUCUGUACCUGCAACCCUGUAUUCUGUACCUGCAACCCUGUAUUCUGUACCUGCAACCCUGUAUUCUGUACCUGCAACCCUGUAUUCUGUACCUGCAACCCUGUAUUCUGUACCUGCAACCCUGUCUUCUGUACCUGCAACCCUGUCUUCAAUUCUGUCUUCACCCCUGCCGUCGCCACUGUUGUCUCCCCUGUGUUCACCCGUGCCUCGCCCAGCUAUGGUCGCCCUCUGGGGCAGUGGUGCCAAGCAAGGCAGCCGACUCCAGCAAGGGGGAGGAGGGGCAGCAGGCGGAGAACGGAAAGGGGGAGGCGGACAGGGCGCAGGGCGAGGAGGUGUGCGAGGGGAAGGGCGAGGGGAAGGGCGAGGGGAAGGGCGAGGGGAAGCUGCGAAAGAUGCCGGAGCCGCUGCCGUAUGCAGCACAGGCGCUGGGGAAGGCAAUCAUUUUCCUGGCGAUGCACCACUUCCUCUCCCAGCACUUCGGCCCUGCCCUGCUCUUCCAGCCCCGCUUCCUCACCUACGGUUUUGCAUACAAGUGGGGUUACCUGGUAAUCGCAAGUAUCUGCCUUCCAUACUCAGGUCAGGUGGCUUAUGAGUUGACUAGAAAAUCCUCUUCCAUCUCCCCUCACAUCACAUCACAGGUGGUUCUGCCUGGUAAUGGCGGGUGGGGCUGCCUGGUGAUGGCGGGUAUCGGCUUCCGCUGCUCCUACUACUUCAUCUGGAGUGUGGCGGAGGCCGCAUUGAUCCUCUCUGGAUUCGGCUUCUCCGGCUGGACCGACUCCUCCCCCUCGCGUCCAGACUG
Messenger RNA from Closterium sp. NIES-65, 6116 nucleotides. The record is from the annotation of a GenBank genome assembly. Lineage: Eukaryota; Viridiplantae; Streptophyta; Zygnematophyceae; Desmidiales; Closteriaceae.